Messenger RNA from Scaptodrosophila lebanonensis, 5435 nucleotides. RefSeq names its product protein strawberry notch (gene sno). Gene Ontology annotation, biological process: regulation of DNA-templated transcription. Gene Ontology annotation, molecular function: histone binding; chromatin DNA binding. The coding region runs from base 435 to 5024 and encodes 1529 amino acids. The record is from RefSeq and is a predicted model, not a curated record. The transcript is spliced from 11 exons. Gene Ontology annotation, cellular component: nucleus. NCBI's taxonomy places the organism in Eukaryota, Metazoa, Arthropoda, Insecta, Diptera, Drosophilidae.
GCAGAAUACUGCUAUUUUUUUUGCGUUGCGUAUUUAAAUACAAAUAUCCAAUUAUUUGCUUUUUACCUGUGUGCUAAUAAUUGCAUUGCAUUUUAUAGCAGUCUGUAUGUUUGUGCGCGGGUUCCAAAAGUAGUAGCCACCGAAAGAAUUCGCCCCGCGUGCCGCAUUUGACGCGAUUUUUUGUUGUUUUUGAGGCCAGCUGAACGAAAGAAACCGUGUGUUUUUGAUAAAAAGCAAGUAAUUGUACAAUAAUAAAAAAUAUAUAUAUGCGUGGCUGGAAGUGUCGCCGUUUAAGUCCAAACGCGCGCGUUCUCUUCCGGCAGCGGCAUUAGCGCCAACAAAAGUUCUAUAACUAUAACAACGGCGAGGAAAACCGGAGUAACAACAAAAAUCUCUAAAACUGCGACAACUCAGGCAACUUUAUCUGAAGUGAAAUGACAUCCAAAAAACGAAAAAGCCUGUUAGUCCUCGACGACGAAUUGAUCGAUUUUGACGAUGAUGAUUCGGGAUCAGAUUUCGAUGAUGAUGAAGACCCAGAUAAAAUAGAAGUGCCCGGUGGUGGUCGUGAUCUGGAGACAGCUGUUACCUACGCCAAAAAUAUACGAGGCGGUAGUGGUAUUACCAACAGCAGCGCCGCCAGCUCCAGCAGUAACAGCACCGGCAGUAGUACCCUGGGCCCCAGUAAAAUUAUCAACAAUAAUAGGGGCAGUUCGCUGCUGAGAAUUAACCGAGUGGACGGUCGCGUUGUGGGUGGCACGAAGACGACGAUAAAGCCGGCGGCCGCAAUUACAGUGAAGCCCAUUGCACCAGUUGGCGGAGGAGGAGUGAUAACGAAAUUAGCAUUAGAGAAUAGUUUAAACAACAUGCCAAAGAAAUUGAAUAAUACAAUAUCGGUGAGUUAUGCUAGCAGCGGCGGCACCACAGGCGGCACACGUGUUGCGAACGUUGCCGGCGGCGGCGGAGGCACUGCACCAAUGUCGAGCAACACUAUGACGGUGAACAAUGCAGCAGCGGCUGCAGCGGCAGGUGCUGCCGGCGCCGGUGGUGGCGGCAUGAAAGUCAACACUCUUAUGCUUGACAAGCUGCAGAAACUGAUUGCCCUGCAUCCGGAAUACUUGACGAGUGGCAUACCCAACCACGUGAUGACCCAGCUGUUUAUGCAGCCUAUGCGCAUGGGUCCGCAAUCGCUGCCAAUGCCUUCCAUUUCGAUGCCAAUGGCACAGUCGAGUGUGGCAGCUGCAGCGGCUGCGGCGGCAAUUGUCCAACAGGAGGAGGAUGAGGUGGACUAUGAGGAAAUGGGCGUAGCUGAGACCUAUGCCGACUAUUGGCCAGCCAAACUAAAACUGGGGAGGAAGCAUCCAGAUGCUGUGGUAGAGACCGCUUCCUUGAGCUCUGUGGAACCAUCUGAUGUGUAUUACAAGCUCUCUAUACCCUUCGAGACCAUUAAUAGUGGCCAGCUCAGCGCCCUGCAACUGGAGUCCAUCACAUAUGCAUCGCAGGCUCACGACCAUUUACUGCCCGAUGGCAGUCGAGCCGGUUUCCUCAUCGGAGAUGGCGCUGGCGUUGGCAAAGGUCGCACCAUAGCGGGCAUUAUCUAUGAGAACUACCUGAAGGGACGUAAGAAGGCGCUCUGGAUAUCGGUGUCCAACGAUUUAAAGUACGAUGCAGAGCGGGACUUGAGCGACAUUGGUGCCACACGUAUUGAGGUGCAUGCGCUAAACAAGUUCAAGUACGCCAAAAUCAGUUCGGAUGUCAACAACAAUUGCAAGCGCGGCGUCAUUUUCAGCACCUACUCGGCGCUCAUUGGUGAGUCGAACAACAAGACGGGAAAGUAUCGUUCACGGUUCCGCCAACUGCUGCAAUGGUGUGGCGAGGACUUUGAGGGUCUCAUCAUAUUCGAUGAGUGUCACAAAGCGAAGAAUCUGUGCCCGGUGGGAUCGGGUAAGCCCACAAAAACGGGUCAGACGGUGCUGGAGCUGCAGCAAAAGUUGCCAAAGGCGCGUGUCGUCUAUGCAUCGGCUACGGGCGCUUCCGAGCCCAAAAAUAUGGCCUACAUGGUGCGUUUGGGCCUGUGGGGUCAGGGAACGGCUUUCGCAAAUUUUGGCGAGUUUAUUACGGCUGUGGAACGACGCGGCGUUGGCGCCAUGGAGAUUGUGGCCAUGGACAUGAAACUGCGUGGAAUGUACAUUGCCCGACAACUGAGCUUCAAAGGCGUCAGCUUCAAGAUUGAAGAGGUACCGCUGUCCAAAGAAUUUCGAAAAAUUUAUGAUCAAUCCGUCGAGCUCUGGGUGGAGGCGAUGCAAAAGUUUACAGAGGCCGCCGAGCUAAUCGAUGCCGAGAGUCGGAUGAAGAAAACGAUGUGGGGUCAGUUCUGGUCGUCGCAUCAACGCUUCUUCAAAUAUCUGUGUAUAGCGGCCAAGGUGAAUCAUGCUGUGCAGGUGGCACGCGAGUCCAUCAAGUAUGGCAAGUGUGUGGUCAUUGGUCUGCAGUCAACGGGUGAGGCGCGCACCCUGGAUCAGUUGGAACGAGAUGAUGGGGAGCUAACCGACUUUGUAUCGACAGCCAAGGGCGUCUUUCAGUCGUUUGUUGAGCGUCACUUUCCAGCGCCCGAUCGCAAUCGGAUCAACCGUAUUUUGGGUUUAUAUGACGAUGUCUCUAUGCACAAGCAAAAGCUAUUGGAGACGUCCAGUCUGAACAACAACAAUAGUAAUAGUAGUAGUAGAAUAGGCAAGCGUAAGGGCGCAGCGCGGAAUAGCACGGAUAGCCGCGGUGUCGGAAGUAAGAAGAAGAAGCGCUGCGGAUCGUGGCACUUCAGCGACAGUGAUGAUGAAGGAGCGCUAUCACCCACCAACGAUUUGGACCUUCAACAAUCCGAUAGCGAUAGCGAUGCGGCGAACAGUGACGAGGAUGGACCCUUUGGCGAUGGUGAUGACGAUGAUGACGAAGAUCAAGAAGGGGACAGUGAUGCCAAUGACGCGAGUGACGCCUCCUCCGAUUUCAAUCCAUUCUUUAGCGGUUCCGAUAGCGACAUCGAUCCCUGGGUCAAUGCGCGAAAUAAAAAGUCCACCAAAAAGAAGAAGAAGAAAACAAAGAAACAAUCAAAGGGGGCUAACAAAUCAAAAUCACAGUCAACCAGCGGCACCAACAACAAUAACACGACGACCACCGAUGCCAGUGGCAGCGCAAACGUAGCCAUGUCUGCAGCUGUGGCCGCAGCCCUAAAUGCGGUUAAGAGUCGCAAAGCCCAGCUUUCGACGCAGGAUAAAAUUCAAGACUUCCUCCAAAAGAAACAGGAGCUAAAAGGCACUGUGACGCCCGUGGGCGUCAAUGGCGUCAAACUCAAUUAUGGCCCACCGCCAAAAGAUGCCAUCGAGCGUGCCUGCACCAUGAAGGAGGAGCUGUUGCGCAAAAUUGAGCGAUUGGGCUCACGCUUGCCCCCCAAUACGCUCGACCAACUGAUUGACGAGCUGGGCGGGCCCGAUAAUGUGGCCGAGAUGACGGGUCGUCGGGGACGUGUCGUCCAAAGCGACGAUGGCUCCAUACAGUAUGAGUCCCGCACAGAAUCCGAUGUGCCGCUCGAGACGCUGAACAUAACAGAGAAGCAACGCUUCAUGGAUGGCCAGAAAGAUGUGGCCAUCAUAUCAGAGGCAGCUUCCAGUGGCAUUUCACUCCAGAGCGAUCGUCGCGUGUUUAACCAACGACGACGCGUGCACAUUACCCUGGAGUUGCCGUGGUCGGCCGAUCGGGCCAUACAACAAUUCGGACGCACACAUCGUUCCAACCAAGUUAAUGCGCCCGAGUACAUCUUUCUUAUUUCGGAUCUGGCCGGCGAGCGGCGUUUCGCAUCGACGGUGGCCAAGCGACUUGAAUCGCUCGGCGCCCUCACGCAUGGCGAUCGUCGUGCAACAGAAACGCGAGACUUGUCCCAAUUCAAUAUAGACAACAAGUAUGGCCGGCAGGCUCUGGAGACAGUAAUGCGCACCAUAAUGGGCUACGAGACGCCGCUGGUGCCGCCGCCAACAGAUUACAGUGGCGAGUUCUUCAAGGAUAUUGCGGGUGCACUGGUGGGCGUUGGCAUUAUUGUGAACAGUGAGAGCCAUCCGGGCGUGCUCAGUCUCGACAAGGACUACAAUAACAUAUCCAAGUUUCUCAAUCGUAUACUUGGCUGUCCCGUUGACUUGCAGAAUCGUCUCUUUAAAUAUUUUACCGAUACCAUGACCGCAAUUAUCAAUCAAGCCAAGCGUGGCGGACGUUUCGAUUUGGGAAUUGUGGAUCUGGGCGCAGCGGGAGAAAAUGUGACGCGUGUGCGCUUGGUGCGCUUUAUGCGUAAACAUGCAACAGGUGUGGCACCUACGGAGCUGCACACAGUGCGGGUGGAACGCGGAAUGAUCUGGCAGGAAGCCAUUGACAAAUAUGCGGACCUGUUUAAUGAGCACGAAGGCUUCUAUGUGUCCCAUCAGUUGCGCAACCACAAACGAACCGCCAUUCUGGUCGUCCUCAUCGAACAGCAGUCCCGCACCACUUCGGAUUCAGAGAGCAGCAGCAAAUCAGCGCAGAAGAAGGCAUCAAAACCAAAAAGCAAAAAAGAAAUCAUGUGCCAGAUUUAUAGACCCAAUACGGGGUUACAAGUGCGACACGAAUCGCUGUUCGAGCUGGAGAAGAAGUAUCGUAAGGUGGAUAGUGAGGAUGCUGAGCCUCACUGGACGGAACAGUAUGAUGCAUCGGUACAGACGUGUUCACAUGCGUAUUGGAAUGGCAAUUGUCGAAAUGUGAACCUAGGCAAUGAUUGUGAGGUGGGUUUGCGGCAACGUUUGUAUCACGUGUUAGCCGGAUCUGUGCUUUCCGUUUGGGGACGUGUCGAGCAUAUAUUGAAUACGCGUUCCAACAGCAAAAUGCAAGUGAUACGCAUGAAGACCACUGAGGGUGAGAAAAUUGUUGGCACCAUGAUACCGAAGUCGUGCUUUGAGCCGCUCAUGAAUGAUCUGCGCAGUGAUUCCGAGAAGCAAGAGGAGUUUAACUAUUAGAUAUUGGUUAAAUGUAUUGUUACAUGUUUAAACAUUUCCUUCCGAGUUUAAAGCCAAGCAAUAUCAAUGGAUAUGGAAACAGAGAAACACAGAUAAUCUCGCGAGUAGUAUGUGUUGAAGAUAUGGAACGAACAGCAAGAAGCGCUUUGGCAUUAGCUUAAACGUUAAUUACUAUUAUUAAUUUUUUUUUUUAAAUAUGUAGUCGUACGUAAACUAUUUGUAUUUUACACUCACCUACAUAUACAUUCUUACAAACCAUAGCAAGUAAAAUAUUAUAUGGUAUUGCAAAUAAUUAUGUAUGAAAUGCAAAACCGAAUGAGAUGAGAUAAGGAGUACAUGCCCACACAGAAUGAACGAAAGAUAUGACUUGAAAACGCUUAAAAUAUGGACUACUUUUUCUUAAUUAUUUAU